Molecule: messenger RNA, 3090 nt
Organism: Dermatophagoides pteronyssinus (European house dust mite)
Lineage: Eukaryota; Metazoa; Arthropoda; Arachnida; Sarcoptiformes; Pyroglyphidae
Source: RefSeq, a predicted model, not a curated record
AUUCGAUAAUAAUUUUCGAAACGCGCUUUGUUUGUUUUUUUGCUUUGACAUUUUUGAUGAUAAUCAUUCUUGUCAAUCAUGGAUAAUCGACUUACCGUAUCAUCUUUUUCAUCGUUAUUAAUUUUUAAUGAUUUAUAUGAUUUAAAACGUGAUAGUCUUUAUCUUGAAACCGAUAUCAAAAUUGAUGAUGAAAUAAAAAAUUUAAAAUUAUUACCAUCCGAUUGUCAUAUUGUACGAACACCACAUGUAAUAAUUUUACGAUUAUUACAUAUAUUUGGUCCAUUUCAAAAUAAUACCAAUGAUGGUAAAGAUUUAAUUUUGAUUGCACAAUGUGAAUGUCAACCACAAAUAAACGUAUUGAUUUGUAUUAAAAAUUUUGAUGAUCAUGAAGAACAAAUUGAGGUUUCAUUCGAACAAUUAAAUCAUUUAUUUACAUUGAAAAAUUUUCUAACAAUUGCAUGUAAAAAUAAUCUUUCAAUUUCAUUUGUUGAUUCAAGUGAAAUAAAUUGUCAAAUUUUAUCAAAUACAUUGAAUGAAAUUGUUAUAAUUGUAUCGAAAAAAUUUCAUUCAAAUUUAAUAUUUCAUGAAAAUUGUGAAAUAAAUGAUAUAAUUCAUUUGGAAAGAUUAUCAUAUCAAAGUAAAAAUGCUAUGGAUUUAACUAUUGUUUCACGUAAUAGUAACAAUGAUAACGAUAACGAAAGAGAAUCAAUGAAUGAAUCAAUGGAAUUAUUACCAUCACAUUUACCAAGUGAUGAUGAUAUGGAUACACCAAUUGUAAAUGGUGAAAUUAUGGAUAUUUAUGCUAAUACACAAUCAACUGAAGCAAAUUUUUCAAAUACACAAUCAACAUCCAAUGGUAAUCAUGAUGAUCAUUCGGAUGAAUUAAUGAUAUUGGAAACUGAAUUGGAUGAUGAUUUUAUUGGACCAAAUAAUAAUAAUGAAAUUGAGAAAAAAAUACAAACAAUAAUCAAAGAAAUCGGUAAUGAAUUAAUGGAAAAAUUCAAUUUAAGUCGUUUAAUACGAACAAAUUUUAAAGAUGAUUUAAUCGAAGAUAAUAAACCGAUUGAAUUAACAUUAUUAUCACAAUUACAAUAUCCAAUAAAUUCGGUUCAAUCAUAUCGAUUUGUAAAUAUUGUUGGUAUUGUUAAACGUUAUGAUAAUAAUCUUUUAUUGAUUUAUGAUGAAACAAUGGAUGAUUUUGAAAUACGAACUGAUAAUCGUGGAAUUGAUUAUUAUAAAACAUCAACGGCGACGACGACAACUGUCAAUGGUAAUGGUAAUAAUAAUAAUGUUGCGAUGAAAAACUAUCCAUCAUUAAAAGCUGGUAAUAUUGUAUGUAUUCGACAACUUUGUUUAACACAAAAUCAUCGAAAUAUUUGUGCCAAUUCCGAACAAAUUAUUGCUAUUGAAAUUUAUAAUGAAAAUGAUCAUUUUAUAGUGAAUGAUAAACGAAAAAUUUCCAUCGAAGAAUUUAAACAAAUUAUUCGAUUAUAUUGUCAUCAAAUUAAAGAAUUAAUUAACUGUAAAGUUCAUAAUGCAAAAAAUCUGGAUAAUCGACAAUAUUAUUCGGGUAAUUUAAUUGGAUUAUGUGCAGCAAAAUUUUCAUCACAAUUAUCGGAUAAAUUAUUUACCGAUUUAUAUCUAAUGAUACCAACCAGAUCAAAAUAUCCAUCAACAAUGAUAAUGAAUAUAUCAUCGAUAGCCGAACAAAUUGAAAAUAUGUCAAUACGAUCGAAUCGAAAUUAUUAUAAAGAUGAAUCAUUUUUACAAAAUUUAUUAAAUAAUAAUCAAAUAAUUCAUAUUUCAGUAUGGGGAAAUCAUCAUCGAAUAUUAUCAUCAAUUUUACCAUUAGAUAUUGUUAUAUUGUAUAAUGUUUACAUUAGAAAUGAUCGUAAUGGUAAUGGUUUUUAUUUUUAUACAUUAAGUGAUGGUUUUGUUUAUGGUCGUCGGUUAAUUUCGAUAAAAACAAAUACAAUAAUUGAUAAUUAUAUACAACGAUUAUAUCGAACAUUUAAAGGAAAAUUUUUAAAAAAUCUUCGACAAAAACAAACAGAUGAAAUGGCUAUUGAAAUUGAAUCGGAUUUAGAUUCAUCAAUUUUAUUACGACUUGGUUCAAAUGCAAAAGAUUUGAUUAAAAAAAUGAAAAAUGGUGGGAAAAUUUUCGCAAAUGAACAACAACAAGAAUUAUGGAAAUUUGCUUUUAUUAAGAAAAAUAUAUUCAAUUAUGUUAAAAAUCAUCGAACAUUAUUUGAAUCAUUAGUUAAUGUUGAUAUGGCAAAGAAAAUUGAUAGUUUUGUUCAAUUAAUACAGCUAUCAUCAUCGACAUCGACAUCAGAUGUGAAUAAUGAUGAAGAACAAUCAAACGAAAAUUUAGCGACAAAUUUAUAUCGUAUUUCGGCACGUUUAAUUAAUUAUCAAUUUAAUGAUAAAAAUGGUAUUGAAUUUAUAAAUCUAGCACAUUUACGACAAAAUCAAAUGAAAAUUAAUUGUCAAUCAAAAUCAUGUGAUUUUAUAGCAUCAUUUAAUUCAUAUUUUCUACCAAAAGCAUAUGAUUUUAUGUCUUUAUCAAAUGAUUCAUGUAAUGAUGAUGAAGAUAAACAACAACAAAAACAACGAUUAAUUUGUCAAAAAUGUGGUGAAACAUUAUCAGCAUAUUUAUUUAUUGAAUUAUAUUUUGAAGAUGAUUAUGGUAAUCAUUUAACAGCAAUGUUAUCAUCGCCUGAAAUUGAAAAUCUAAUUCAUUGUACAAAUCAACAAUUGAUUUGUUCGGAUCCUGAAAGUACGGAUAUUUUAAUGGCUUUACAAUUUAUAUUGAAAACAUUAUGUCCUGUUCGUCAAAUUGCAACGACAACAACAACAACCAAACCAGCAACAACAACAAAUAAUUCUCAUCAAAUGAAUAUAAAUCCAAAAUGUGAUUGGAUUAUUGAAUCAACCAUUGUAAAAUCUGAUAAUUUUAAUUAUGAUGAUUAUUCAAAUUUAUAUAAUAGACAUUUAUUUGAUUCAAAUCAAAAUGUUAAUAUGGAUGAAUUUUCCAUAUUUUAUAUUCGUUCAAUUAUGAGUAAUAAAAGUGCCGGACCAGAAUAUUAA